Messenger RNA from Prosopis cineraria, 4256 nucleotides. RefSeq names its product DNA mismatch repair protein MLH3. Gene Ontology annotation, cellular component: mismatch repair complex. The record is from RefSeq and is a predicted model, not a curated record. NCBI's taxonomy places the organism in Eukaryota, Viridiplantae, Streptophyta, Magnoliopsida, Fabales, Fabaceae. The transcript has 25 exons. The coding region runs from base 317 to 4000 and encodes 1227 amino acids. Gene Ontology annotation, molecular function: ATP hydrolysis activity; mismatched DNA binding; ATP binding. Gene Ontology annotation, biological process: mismatch repair.
CGUUUCAGUUUCAGUUGCCACGUUGGAGCUAGCCGCCUUCCUUUUUUUGUUCCCCCAACAGUGCUGAAGCUAUGUUUCUUCGCCGGCUAAACGUCGACCUCCCAACGCAAAACCCAGCAAUUCUUAUUGAAAUCGCACACGUGAUCGACUCAGAAACCAAUGCCAACAUUUUCCUUCGCUGCCGCUCUCUUUGUUUCUCUCUUCUUGCGGUUGAAAUUGUUGUUUGGGGAACGUGGUGAACGUAUCUUUUUAUCUUUUUCUUGUGAAGCUUCGACCGGUUGCGUUAGUUCAAUUUUUUCCACCAUUGCUUAGUUCGAUGACGAGCAUAAGGCCUUUGUCCGACGAUGUUCGUAGUUCUUUGCGUUCUGGCAUUUUCUUGUUCGAUUUGACGAGGGUUGUGGAAGAACUCGUUUUCAAUAGCCUGGAUGCUGGCGCAACGAAGGUCUCAGUCUUUGUUAGUGUCCGGAGCUGUUAUAUAAAAGUAGCGGAUGAUGGAGUUGGUAUUACUCGAGAUGGAUUGACGUUGGUUGGAGAAAGAUAUGCAACAUCAAAGUUACUUAGUUUGGCUGACCUGAAUGCCACAAGUGGACACUUUGGCUUUCGGGGGGAAGCUUUAGCUUCAAUUUCAGAAGUUUCUCUGUUAGAAAUUCUGACAAGAACUUUUGGAAGGGCAAAUGGAUACCGCAAACUAUUGAAGGGCUGCAAGUGUCUAUAUUUGGGCAUAGAUGAUGAUAGAAAAGAAGUGGGAACAACAGUUGUUGCUCGUGAUUUAUUUCACAACCAACCAGUUCGGAGGAAAUAUAUGCAAUCCAGCCCAAAGAAGGUUCUGCAAUCAGUCAAGAAAUGUAUGUUGCGGCUUGCACUUGUGCGUCCAAACGUUUUGUUCAAAGUUGUUGAUAUUGAAAGUGAGGAUGAACUUCUUUGCACACAUUCUUCUUCUUCUCCACUGUCACUUUUAACCAGUGGCUUUGGGGUGGAGGUCUCAAGCUCUCUUCAUGAAUUACAAGAUCAGGAUGAUGUCAUAAAGCUUUCAGGAUACAUAUCUGGCCCCUGCAAUAAUUUUACUCUGAAGGCCUUGCAGUAUAUCUAUAUCAAUUCACAAUUCAUUAGCAAAGGCCCAAUUCAUAAGCUUCUGAGUCAACUGGCUGUUAGGUUUGAGCAUCAGGACUCACAGAAUGCAGGUGACAAGUUCCAGAACAAGAAGAGAAGUAGAUCUCAAGCAUAUCCAGCUUAUAUCUUGAAUUUGCUUUGCCCACGGUCUCUGUAUGAUUUAACCUUUGAGCCGUCAAAGACUUCCGUUCAAUUUAGGGAUUGGACUUCUGUACUGAACUUCAUUGAGAAGGCCAUAAAAAAUUUCUGGGGGAAGAACAUAACCCAUGGAGGGUAUUCUAAUGCCACUCAUGUGGUUCAAGCAGGUCAACCGUCCAAUGAAAUUGACAAUGUUAUUUUGGCUGAAGCAGAUAUAGUGAACCGUGGAAACCAAAAGAGGAAGGAAUUCUUUGACAUUUUCUUUUCCACUUCAGCUAGGUUAGCUGAAGAUCACCAUUGCCUAUCUGAUGGGCAAGUCAUUAGUAGAUCCUCCCUUGGUUAUUUGCCUGGGGAUGCUGCAAAGUUCAAAGAGAAACAAAAUAAGAGAGGCUUUCUAUGUCAGACUGGUUACUCUAACUUUUCAAUGGAUGGAUCAUUUAUCAAGUGUGGCUUUACUGUGACUAAAAAUAAUUGCAGUAUGUGGAAUGAUAACUACUGUCUAUCUGGAAGAGAUGAUUUCUUGGAUGGUGAGUUUGCUGCUGGAGAAAUCUUCACAGGUAAUGUAUCUUUUGAUGCACCACGCUCAACAAAGGGAAACAAAUUUCUUGAAGUUGAUGAUGAUAUGCUCAAUGAAUCAUCCCAAGGUGCCUUGCAUUAUGGCUGUAAUGAGCUCUGUAAUGAUGUAGAGAUUGACAGGGAUUUUCAAAAGCCUUUUCUGAAGAGUUGCUCUGCUCGAGGUAGUAUUCUGCAUGAGAAGGCCUUGUUUGCAAAUGAUGAACAUGAGUUUCAAAUUGAUGGCUUUAGCUCCAAGCAAGAUUUGGGAAUGUGUGGUGGCAGAGUUGAGAACUUAGGUGCCCAUCCCUAUCCAGAAGUUGUAGAAAUAUUUAGCACAUCCAGAGAUUCUGUUUUUCUCUCAAGAGCAUCUACUGAAGAAACAUGUUUUCCUUCAGAUUCAUGCUCUUUGGCAACACAAAUGGGGUGUCGUAGGUUUGUUGAAGAAACAUGUUUUCCUUCAAAUUCAAGCCAUCUAGAGUUAUCGACAUUAGAUCAUUACCCCAUCUUCAAGACACCAUUACUUGAAACCACUUCAUGGGGUGAUGAUCUUAUGACAGGCACUGAUCUUGAUGUUCUUGGAGGAAUACCUAGAUGCUACAAAUGGGGUGGUUAUAAAAAAAAUUCAGAUGCUAAUGAAAAAAGAUGCAAUUGUAGCUGUGAUAUCUUAUAUAGAUUCAACUCAGAUCAGUGCAUGAGAAGUUUUGGAAGCAAUAGAUCUCAUUUUGACGGUGCCUAUAACUGUAAUAAUUUGAAUUUUACCAAAUGGCCAGAUCCUAGGUUAGUCAAAUGGCCUAAUUGUUAUGAUAUAGAUUCCAACAAAUUGUCAGAUAUUUUAACAGAUGAGUCAGAUUGGUUGUGUCCAGUGCCAUGUGGUGAAAGCUACCAAAGACUUAGCAAGAACAGAAUGAAAAAGGAUUGUGUUAGACAUUUAGCUUCAGAAAAGAAUCAUGAAAGAUCUAGAAGAAGCUUUUCAGCCCCUCCAUUUCACAAAAGCAAAAGAAGGUUUAAUUCUUUAAAUCAACAUUUAGCAAUGAUGGCCAAAAGACUUGCAAGCCAAACCUCCAGCUUUGCUUUGAAGAAAAGAGAAGCUGAUGAAGAGUGUCCCCCGGAAUCUUUUGGUCCAUCUCACCCAAGCCCUGAGGAAUAUCUGUUGCUUGAAAAUAAUUCCAUUGUGAAGCAGAAAACAUCUACUCUGGGAUAUACACAGCAGGUUAAUAGCAAUAAAGAGUUUGACUGGUUUCAAAGUUUCAAUAGUCAAAGCAAUGCUCCAUUUAAAGAAUUGACCUCAAGGAAAGUGGAAGAUUCUAUGGAUUACAGGACAAAAUGGAGGAACUACUCGCCUGAAAUUCCAACAAGGGAUAAAGCACUUGAUUUUCAUAGUCAAGAUGAUAUACUUGACAUAUCUUCUGGAUUCUUGCAUCUUGCUGGUGAUUCAUUAGUACCUGAAACUAUCAGUAAGAACUGCCUUCAGAAUGCCAGAGUUCUUCAUCAGGUGGAUAAGAAAUUCAUUCCAGUUGUGGCCGGGAGAACCCUUGCUGUUAUUGAUCAGCAUGCUGCAGAUGAGAGAAUCAGAUUGGAAGAAUUACGUCAAAAGGUAUUAUCAGGAGAAGCAAAGACAAUAAAUUAUCUAGAUGCUGAACAGGAACUGGUGCUGCCUGAGAUUGGCUAUCAACUGUUGCACAGUUAUUCUGAACAGAUUAAAGAUUGGGGAUGGAUCUGUAACGUUCAUGCUCAAGAUUCAAAAUCCUUCAAGCAGAAUUUGGAUAUUCUCAACAAGCAGCCAGCUGUUGUUGCACUUAUUGCGGUACCCUGCAUUUUAGGUGUCAACUUAAAUGAUAUUGAUCUUAUGGAAUUUCUUCAGCAGCUUGCUGACACGGAUGGGUCAUCAACAGUGCCACCGUCUGUUGUACGAGUUCUUAAUUUGAAAGCAUGCAGAGGUGCAAUUAUGUUUGGGGACUCAUUGCUGCCAUCCGAAUGUUCGCUCAUUGUUGAAGAGCUAAAGCAGACGUCACUCUGUUUCCAAUGUGCUCACGGGAGACCAACUACUGUUCCUCUUGUCAACCUGGAGGCGCUGCAUACUCAGAUAGCCAAGCUUGGACCAAUGAUCGGUUGCUCAAAUGAUGAGUGGCAUGGACUACGAAGACACAAAAUUAGCGUUGAACGUGCUGCACAACGCUCAUGUUCCUCUGGAGAAUAGUGUCUUGGCAAAUUGAACGGUAAGUUCGGAGAGCAGAGUUUGACCGGGAAGUUAUACUUCGUGUUGCAAUUGAGUGUACAGAACAGAUAAAAACACCCUCGCAAAGGAUUCCUUUUUCUCUGAAUAUGAUUGUGGUCAAUGAAGACCUGCAUUCAUAGUGAUGAUUAGUUGAUUACACGAUAUCGGUUGUGCAAAGGAAGUCUUGAGGUGCAAAGAAGAAUUAAACAUAAUUAAAGUUGCGGUUUUUAAUUCCAAA